AUGAGAAGUGUGGCUUCUUUUGGAACCGGGAGCAUCUCCACCGCCUCUGACCCAGACACUGUCACCACACCGGAGUCUACUGGCUUGACAGCUUUCGACUUUCUUUUCGAUGAAAAACACGUCAGAGGCCCAAAUGGCCCUCAUUUGUUCCGGUUGUCCGAGUCGGAUACCAUCUCCGCCAUGGAUGUAGUUCCGAUGGCCCAGGAAACACCCAUCAGUACAACCGGCCCGUUUCACCACAGAGCCUCGAAAUUCGACCCCUAUAGACGGGAUACGCCGGUUCCAAACGGCUCAACAGCACCAACCCCUGAGCCCCGGCAACCUGUACAACGCCAACAAUCCUCGCAUGUUGCUCAGCUGGCUUCAGUGCCUAUCCAGAUUGAACCUCGUGAUUGGACACCUUUUCAAGUGAAGGGUUGGUUGCAAAGCCUCAAUUUUGAGGAUGAUGUUGUUGAGAAGUUUUUCGAAAAUGACAUCUCCGGCUCCAUUAUCCUGGAUCUCGAUUACAAUUUCCUCUUCAAAGAGCUUGAAAUCAAGUCUUUUGGCAAGCGAUACCGCUUGAUGAGCUCUAUCGAUAGUCUCCGGGGCGGUGGUGUGUCUAUGAGCAGUGACACUCACUCUGCACGUUCACGCAAUUCAAGUGUUGCUAGUGGCAUAGAGUCUACCCCAAAUGCGUCCUAUGUUUCAGGAAAUGGCCACACAUCAUACUCGACUGGCGGGAAAUAUGUACCUGACGCGAAGCCUCGUCCGCGUCGUCAAAGAUCCGACAGCGAAGUGAGCAAGAGGAAUGACCUUCUUCCUGAUGACUCCGUCUCAAUCGUGGCGAUUGAACAGGGUCUGCCAAAGGUGCACAAGUGCAAGAAAGGAGAAGCAUGCAAAACAUGGCAGAAGCAACAGAAGUGGUUUGCACUUGUUGCACAGGACCUGCCGCUUGAGUCUCUCGGGCCCAGAUGCAUCGUUGCAGGUGACCCAGGAAACCCUAAGACGGCACCAAAUCUCCUCAAGUCGCCCAUGUCUCAGGUUACUCCCUCGCUUGUCGCAUCCUCUGAUCUCAUGGGGCCUCAACACCCCUCUUUCCAGCUUUCGCAAGAAAGACUGAAAGACGUGCAACCAAGGGACCCUCAGGAGAAUGUGCGAAACUUCUUGAACUUCCAGAGUCUUGACCGCUUGCAGACAGUUGAUCAGCCAGCCACUCCACCAACUGACCAUCUUUCAUCCCCUGGAUCUAAUUCCCCCGACUCAGCAAAGAUAACACCUACGCUGGCUGAUCAUCUGCGUCACUUGCCGAAACUCCGAAUUCCUAGUAUGCAUGACUCCAGUGAGGGUUCAGUCAUCACGGAGAACAUGUCGGAGUUACGUACUGUCACGCCUUCUAUUCUGUCUAGAAGAAACCAGUUCAAUGACAGAACCGCUAUCCCUGGAGAACAGCAGUCCUUUUCAAGCGGAGCUAUCGCGUCUCCCGGGGACUUCUACAGACGUGAUCCUUGUUAUCGCUCGGAGACCCCUCUUUCGGAUAUUGAUGUGCCAGUGACUGCCGUUCCCAUAGGUCCGGUGGCACGAGAAGAUUCUCAGUCAGUGCCACCCAACAUGCGGUUCGGAAACGAAAGAUAUUUUAUGGCGGAUCCAAUCAUUCGGCCAUCCUCAAGCAAAGCGGAAGGUCAUCGGCGGUACCCUUCUAUUCAUAAUGUUGCCACCCUGAACCCUCUCAAGGAGGGGUAUGCCAUGAGUCCAAUCGAGACUCCAGAGGACCUGCAAAACACACCUCGGGCACCCCAGUUCCGCAACAACGCCUUGUUCCCCUCUACUAGACGAGGAGAAGGUGACGUGACACACAGUGGGUGGAUGAAGAAGCGCAAGACCACCAAAUUGAUUCGUCAUGAUUGGGAAGAUCACCACUUCACUCUGAAGGGCACUCAGCUUGCAAUGCACGACAAUGAAGCAUCUGCCCGUCUGGAGUCCAAGGCCCUCGAGUAUAUCGAUGUCGAUGACUAUGCAGUCGCUUGUUCCUCAUUUGCCUCGAGGUCUAAGCUUACGGCGGCAUUCAAAAAGACCGUCCUCAAACGAAAUGAAAACCCACUUAAUGCGUCGGCCUUUCAGUUCUCCUUGAUUCCUACACCCAACGGCAGCGCCAUUAUUGACCGAAAAACCUUGUUUUUGAACAGUGGAAAGUCACACCAUUUUUCUGUCAAGACCCGCGAUCAACGCAUUGAUUGGAUGCGAGAGCUUAUGCUGGCCAAAGCUCUCAAGCGUGGUCGAGACACUGGGGCUGAGGUCACCUUCAAUGGAGCUAACAUGAUUUAA
Messenger RNA from Penicillium arizonense, 2301 nucleotides. Its product is annotated as SAM and PH domain-containing protein. The record is from RefSeq and is a predicted model, not a curated record. The transcript has 2 exons. NCBI's taxonomy places the organism in Eukaryota, Fungi, Ascomycota, Eurotiomycetes, Eurotiales, Aspergillaceae. Bases 1 to 2301 code for a protein of 766 amino acids. Gene Ontology annotation, molecular function: protein binding.